Stomoxys calcitrans (stable fly) is the source of this 1282-nucleotide messenger RNA. It is a transcript of the gene Rcd-1, whose product is annotated as CCR4-NOT transcription complex subunit 9. The transcript is spliced from 6 exons. The record is from RefSeq and is a predicted model, not a curated record. Gene Ontology annotation, cellular component: P-body; CCR4-NOT complex; CCR4-NOT core complex. The coding region runs from base 367 to 1248 and encodes 293 amino acids. Gene Ontology annotation, biological process: mRNA catabolic process; negative regulation of translation. Lineage: Eukaryota; Metazoa; Arthropoda; Insecta; Diptera; Muscidae.
UUUUAUAGCUCUUGAAGAAAUCGGUUCGGUCGUGACGUCGUAUUAGUAAGCUCCUCUUGUUGUUGUUGUAAACGACGUUUGAACUAAUUUUUGUGAUUUAAUUAAGAAAAAAGUGGAGAUAUACCAGUGAAAAUUUGCAAAUAAAGUGUAUUAGUAUUAACAUCAAAAAUACCAAACCAAAGUGAAACGGCCACACAGCACACACCAUCAAAAUACACACAUACACCAGGAAAAAGGAAAGAAGAUAAAGAGAAGAAAUAAAUAAAAAAUAAAUUAAAAUCCAAUUCCGUGAAGAAGAAGAAGGAAAAAUAGCAAAAAAUUGUGAUAAUUGUGUGUUUUUCUAAAGAGAAGGUGUGAUUUUCUAUAAUGAGUAUGACUCCACAAAGUGAGCAGGAAAAGGUAUUCCAAUGGAUAAACGAAUUGGCGCAUCCAGAAACGCGUGAAGCUGCUCUGCUGGAAUUGAGCAAAAAACGCGAAACAGUCACAGAUCUAGCGCCGAUGCUAUGGCAUAGUUUCGGUACAAUAGCUGCCCUCCUCCAAGAAAUUAUCAAUAUAUAUCCUUCGAUUAAUCCUGCCACAUUAACUGCUCACCAAUCGAAUCGUGUUUGUAAUGCUUUGGCCCUGCUACAAUGUGUUGCAUCACAUCCCGAUACCCGCUCGGUAUUCCUGGAAGCACAAAUUCCCCUGUUCCUAUAUCCGUUUUUGCAGACCACCUCAAAGACGCGGCCAUUCGAAUAUUUACGUUUAACGAGUUUAGGUGUCAUUGGUGCGCUAGUUAAGACUGAUGAACAAGAAGUGAUAACUUUCCUUUUAACUUCGGAAAUCAUUCCCUUAUGCCUUCGCAUUAUGGAAUUUGGCUCAGAACUAAGUAAAACUGUUGCCACAUUUAUUCUACAAAAAAUUCUGCUCGAUGAAAGUGGUCUGUCGUAUGUCUGUCAGACAUAUGAACGAUUUUCACAUGUGGCGAUUAUUUUGGGUAAAAUGGUGAUACAAUUAGCGAAGGAGCCUUCUGCACGUCUGCUUAAACAUGUUGUACGUUGUUAUUUAAGGUUAUCAGACAAUCCAAGAGCACGAGAGGCUUUAAGACAAUGUCUUCCAGAUCAAUUACGUGAUGCAACUUUCUCCGUUUGUUUGCAAGAUGACAAAUCAACCAAACAUUGGUUGCAAUCGUUAAUCAAAAAUCUGGAAUUGGGUGCUGUGCCACCAACAGAUCCACGUCAAAUUGGCAUGUCACCAUUGACCUCAUAAAUUUAAGGUAAACCAAAAAACAAAAAAAUAAAAA